Messenger RNA from Didymodactylos carnosus, 3552 nucleotides. The record is from the annotation of a GenBank genome assembly. Lineage: Eukaryota; Metazoa; Rotifera; Eurotatoria; Philodinida; Philodinidae.
AUGAAAAUUUUGAUAGAUACUGGUGCAAAUCAAUCAUUCAUCAAUGAAAAAUCAUUAAGAUCCACCAAUCAUCCAAAAUAUUUAACUUCACAAAAGUACCAAUUCUUCAUGGCAGACGGAUUAACACCAUUUAUCGUCACCGGCGCUGUUCAACUGAAGAUACAGAUGAAUGGUACAUCUACAACAAUUACAGCAUUGGUAGCCCAGAAUUUAUGUACUGACGUAAUUUUAGGUAUGGAUUACAUCUUCAAAUAUGAUUUAGGAAUACAACCACAGCACAAGACUGUCUCUAUUAAAUCAUAUGGCAAAAAGACCAUCAUUCCAAUGGAUAAAGACGUAACACAAAUUCGCCUCCCUGUCAAAUUGUCUCGUUCGAUACAAAUACGACCAGAAUCAGAACAAAGUAUAUCUGUCGAUGUAGGUGUUUCAGCGGCAAUUUUGUCGUUUCGUCCAUCCUCUAAUUUUGCUCAACGUACCUCUACAUUCAUUCCACAUUCACUACUAAAUAUCCAAAAUUAUCGAACGAAUUUGACAGUGUAUAAUCCGUCAAAGUUUCCAUGUUAUAUUAAGAAAGGAAUCAUCUUAGGAAUUUCAACAUAUCAAGAUCACUAUGCAUGCAAUGAAAAUGAUAAAUUAAAUGAUAAUGAAAUUACUUACUCUGCCGGUUCAGCUGGCAUGAGGGCGAAUGGAAUUAAUGCAAUUGAAUCAACAUCUGUAAACGAUAAAGUCCAACAAGAAAUUUUAAAAUUAAUUGAUCAUAUUAAAGAUAAAGAUCAACAUCACAAAUUGAAAUCAUUACUAUAUCAAUUUCAAAAAACAUUUGAUACAAGUCAAUAUACAACAGCAAAAACAAUAAUUAUGCAUGCAAUUGAAACUUAUCCACACACACCUCCAGUAUCCAAAUGUUAUCCAAGUAAUCCAACGUCCAUUGAAGAAAUGCGUGAGAUCGUCAAUAAGCUAUUGGAAGCUGGUCUUGUACGUAAAUCCAAAUCACCAUAUGCAGCACCUGCUUUGUUAACAAGGAAGAAAGAUAAUACAUGGCGAUUAGUGGUAGAUUACAAGAAACUUAAUGCAGUUACCAUUAAGGACAAUCAUCCAUUACCAAAUAUGGAGACAACAAUCCAGACAUUAGGUGGCGGCUAUAAUUAUUUUACAAAAUUGGAUUUAAAAUCCGGAUUUUGGCAAGUGCCAAUAGCUGAGAAAGAUCGUCACAAGACAGCAUUCACAACACCUUUUGGCUUAUAUGAAUGGAACGUCCUUCCACAAGGUCUUCGUAACGCGCCGCCUACAUUUCAGCGUAUUAUGAAUCAAGCUUUAUUGUCGUGUACAAAAUUUGCAUUAGUGUAUCUGGACGAUAUCAUGGUUUAUUCCAAGACGUACGAAGAACAUUUAUAUCAUGUACAACAAGUAUUACAUGCAUUAAAAUUACAUAAUUUAACAUUAAAUCCAUCAAAAUGUGAAAUUGCAAAACAGCGAAUUGAAUAUCUGGGACAUAUCAUUACAUCAUCAACCGUCACUCCAUUGAUGGACAAAAUUAAAGCUAUUCUGUUAUUGAAAGAACCAAAAACAUUGGCACAAGCAACUCGUUUCAUUGGCGGAUUGUCAUGGUAUCGGAAAUUUAUUCCACAAUUUGCGACCAUUGCAGCACCGAUACAUGCCAUUACCAAUUUACCAAAACAGACCAGAUACAAAUUCAAAUGGGCUCAAGAACAAUCAAAAUCGUUCCAUGCAUUGAAACAUCUAUUAACGUCAAAACCAUUAUUAUUAGAUUUCCCGGAUGAUACAAAACCGGUUAUAGUAACUACAGAUGCAUCUAAGGUGGGAAUUGGAGGUGUGCUUCAACAAGAAAUUGGUGGUGAGAGAAAAACACUUUAUUAUCAUUCUGAAUUAAUGUCACCAUGUCAGCAACGUUAUCACCCAAUGGAACAAGAAGCACUGGCUAUAUUUAAAUGUAUUACAAGAAUGAGAUCAUUUCUUAUUGGUCGAAGUAUCAUAAUCUAUACAGAUAACUGUCCUUUGUGUCACAUGAUGGAGAAAAAAGUUGCAAAUAGAAGAGUGGAAAAAAUGGCAUUAUUAUUACAAGAAUAUAAUAUUGAACAGAUAAUUCACAUAAAGGGAAGAUACAAUUGCUUACUGGAUUAUCUUUCAAGGCAUCCAAUAUCCAACGACGAUGAAUUAUUUGAUUAUGAAUACGGAUUAGAACCGAAGAAUGAAACUUCGCAGCCUCUAAUAGGGCGUGCGGCGGCAGUGAUUACAAGAUCAAAAUUUAAGGCCAAUGCUACCAAUCCAUCCUCGAAUCCACCAGUACAACAGCAGCCAACAAGUCCACAAAUCGCACCAUCCAUUGUGUCAUCUCAACCACAUUAUAUCAUUGAAAAUUUUGAUAUUACCAAGCUAAAAGAAGAACAGAAGAAUGAUAUCAAUAUACAGAAAAUUAUUAAUGAUUUGAAGAAGAAUCCAAAACUAUCGUUUGAAUUAAAAGAUGACAUUUUAUACAAGUUGAUAUUAAACGAUAAUGGAAAAACAAAAAGAAAAGUUAUUUAUAUUCCAUCGUUGAUGAUUAAACCAUUGAUGAUUUCAUAUCAUGAUAAUCCACUGAUAGGUGGUCAUUUUGCCAGCAAUAGGACAUUGAACAAGAUCAAGCAACAGUUUUGGUGGCCACAAAUGAAACAAUCGCGAGCUGGUUUUCUUCAUCCAAUUCCACCUCCAGACGGUCCAAAUCAAUUGAUAGGAAUAGAUUAUUGUGGGCCAUUUCCACAAACACCAAAUGACAAUAGAUAUGUCCUAUGUUUAACUGAUUAUUUUACCAAAUUUGUUACAGCCAUUCCACUGCCUGAUUGCUCUGCACAAACCACAGCUCAAGUUAUAUUUACACAACAUAUAUGUAGGUAUGGCGUACCAAAAGCAAUAUUGUCAGACCAAGGUACCAGUUUCAAGAAUCAACUGAUGCAUGCGAUUACAAAAUUGAUUGGUUUUAAUCACAUAUUUUCUACUCCAUACCAUCCCCAGACAAACGGUCAGGUAGAACGCUUUAAUGCAACGUUUAUUACACAAAUUGCAAAAUUAACUGAUAAUGAAUCCAACAAUUGGGAUGAGUAUUUGUAUCCUGUCGUCUUCGCAUAUAACACCGGCAUCCAUUCGACGACAAAUUUUAGUCCAUAUGAAUUGACAUUUGGCAGCAAAGCAAAUUUACCAACAGAUCAUCCACCGUCGACGUUUACAUCUGGCAAACCAAAUGACUAUUUCUAUCAAUUGAUACAGAAUUUGAAACGUUAUCAUGCAACAGCAAAAGAGAAUAUUUUACACCAACAACGACUUUAUAAGACCAGAUAUGAUCGUCAACGUCAAGAUUGCGAAUAUGAUUUAGGUGCAACAGUUUUAACAAGGAUUUUCACAACUAGAUCAAAAUUAGAUCCGAAAUUUUCGUUGGUUCCAAAAAUUAUCAUUAGAAGAUCUCAUCCAGUUUAUUGGGUGGAAGAUAUGGAAACGAAAGAAGAAUCAAGGGUACAUGUGAAUGAUAUACGACCUUUGAUGAUUGCAACAAGCUAUUAG